UCCAAAGUGCGUUUACAUCAGCAUUUUAAAAACACUUAAAAGGUCUUGAUCUUACAAGAGCGGCUGUUGAUUUGUGUUUGUAACGUUAUUGAACUGUUGAUAAGAUCGUAUUCUGGCUGCAAAAUGCAAAAACAGCCAUUGUUUUGCAACAGUCUAUUUUCCUUUUAGCAUUUCUUAAGUAUGCAGCGCUCCAAACCUUCACGUUGGCGGCAAGGUGGGCCUUGAUUUACCGUCAAUCAAUGUUAAAUAUAGCUAGGGCUGUGCCAGAUGAAUAUUGGCCCCUUCGAUCCGCACGGUCAAGACAGAGUCAACGAGACCUAAUAGCCUUGUGGCCGAUCGACAGAGUAGGUACUCAGGCUCUUGCAGGGAAAAGGCCCGGAAAAAACAAGAUGAUAACAGCUAUCCAUCAUCAGUAAUCACCACCAGGCUUAACCAGAUGCCUAUCUGUUCUAUCACGUGACAAUGAAGCAAGGCUGAUUACUAUGUGGAAAGCUUAACGGGACAACGACAUGAUAGAGUCCAAACUGAAAGCGAACAGUGGCAACCGUGGACAGCGGUCUCGACCUGGUUGGUUCUCGCCAGCACAGUAUAGCAGGAAAAAAAAUAGAACAACCGACUUGGGGACCGAUUGUCUACUAAAUGCAUAUAUGGAAAAAGAAAUGCAGUUAAUGAACAGAUCGGAAGUCCCAUUGAGGGCAUCUCACCUUCAGUAACAACAGGAGGUCCGAAAAUACCUACGGAGUUAUUCCUUGGGUCACGCAAACUGCAUUUGGAAAAGAGGAAAGAAAAUAUUAAUUUUUCCAAGGCCAACGUUGUAAACCUUAAGAAAUAUAGGUGUCAGGAAGACGAGAGAGUGGAAAACAGAAAGAAAAUUCGAGAAACGCCGGAGUGCUUUGGGAGUGGACUUUUCAAGUGUGUUAAAUGAAGUGAAAAUAGUCUAGGACUGGGGCGAGCGUUCCCUCUGCAUGGUCGCCUGCAAGAAAGUUGCGUCCAGUGUUGAGAUUUCGCAGCGUGAAAAAAUCGCAUAAAUGUGGUCCGAUUCCUCGCUACAAUGGCAGAGAAGGACCUUUCACCACUUACACAGAAUGUUGUCCGUGGACUGAACGACAAACUUUAUGAAAAACGCAAAACAGCAGCUCUAGAAAUAGAACGGAUGGUAAAAGAGUUUGUGGCCAAUAAUGACGUGAGACAAAUUAAACGGCUGACGUCUGUGCUUGCUGAGGAAUUUGCAGUUUCACACAACAAUCACUCAAGAAAGGGAGGCCUUAUUGGACUCGCUGCUACAGCUAUUGCUCUGGGAAAGGAUGCUGGUCUGUAUUUGAAGAAUCUCAUUCCUCCAGUACUGACCUGCUUCUAUGACCAGGACAGUAGGGUGAGGUACUAUGCUUGUGAAGCCCUUUAUAACAUUGCCAAGGUAGCAAGAGGCUCUGUGUUGCCCUUCUUCAAUGAUGUCUUUGAUGGCUUGAGCAAGCUUGCUGCUGAUCCUGAUCCCAAUGUGAAAAAUGGAGCAGAACUACUUGAUAGGUUAAUUAAGGAUAUUGUGACAGAAAGCUCCUCAUUUGACUUGGUGUCAUUUAUUCCUCUGUUAAGAGACAGAAUUUAUACAGCUAACCCCUUUGCAAAACAAUUUCUAGUCUCUUGGUUGGUGGUUUUGGAUGCUGUGCCGGACCUUGACCUUAUUGCACACCUUCCAGAAUUCCUUGAUGGGCUGUUCAAUAUUUUCAAGGAUCGCAAUGCGGAGAUUAGAAAAAUGUGUGAAGCAGUCCUUGGUGAGUUCUUGAGAGGCAUCAAGAGAGAAUCUAAAAAUGUCAACUUUGCUGACAUGGUCAACAUUUUGGUUAUUCACUCACAGUCAGAAGAUGAGGUGAUUCAGUUUACUGCAAUCACCUGGUUGAGAGAGUUCAUCACACUUUCAGGACGGACAAUGUUGCCGUUCAAUGCAGGAAUUUUGAAAGCAAUAUUGCCUUGCAUGGCCUAUGAACAAGACAAGCAAAAUAUCAAAGAAGUUGUCAAAGCAGUCAAUCAAAGCUUGAUGCGAUUGAUUACAGAAGAUGAUGAUAAAGAUGUGGACAGUGACUCCAUUUCCAUGGAUUGUGAUAACGAUUUUGUUGAACCUCGAACACAGUUAGAUCUUGGCCCAGUGGUGAACGUACUGACCUGCCAGUUAUCACACAAGUCAAUACAAACAAGAAUAGCUGUCUUGCGAUGGAUUUUACUUCUUCAUAUGAAGACUCCUAAUAAGAUAUUUGGUCAAAUUGAGCAACUUUUUCCAGAACUCUUAAAGACUUUGUCUGAUCCCUCAGAUGAGGUGGUCCUUCUUGUCCUUGAAGCACUUGCAGAGAUCUCAGCCUCCCCAGCUGGGCCACCAAGAAACAGUCCCUCACAGAGUAUGUCAGAAUCAAGCUCACCAGCCUCAUCAGAGCAGACAUCUGCACCACACAGGCAACUUAACAAAUACUUUCAUAAGUUUAUGAACAAUGUGAUGUCCUUGUUUAGAACAGACAGAAAGCUGUUAGAGGAGAGAGGAUCAUUCAUUUUAAGGCAACUCUGUCUUCUGCUAAAUGCAGAGGAUAUUUACAGAGCAAUGUCAGAAAUUCUUCUUCAAGAAGAGGACUUUCAGUUUGCCUCACUUAUGGUGCGGUAUUUGAACAUGAUUCUACUCACAUCCAGUGAGUUGUUUGACCUCAGGGAUCAACUAAGGGAGCUAGCAACAGCAGAGAGCUGUUCAUUGUUCUGUUGUUUAUACCAGUCUUGGUGUCACAAUCCUGUAGCAACAGUGUCCCUGUGUUUACUGACACAGAAUUACCAACAUGCAUGUGAACUGCUGAUGAUCUUUGGACAUCUAGAAGUCAAUGUUGAAUUUCUUAUACAGAUUGAUAAACUGGUUCAGCUCAUAGAGUCUCCUAUAUUUACAUUCUUACGUCUUCAACUCUUAGACACACAACACAACCAUUUCCUUCUGAAGUCAUUAUAUGGUUUGCUAAUGCUUCUUCCACAAAGUGAUGCAUUUACAACUUUAAGAAACAGAUUGGACUGUGUACCAAAUGGAAGAGUGCUUUCUUCUGACAUCAGUAAUAACCAAGGUGCACAUGACUUCCCUCUGCGUGAACAUGUACAGAAUAUAAACUUCAAGGAACUCUUACACCAGUUCAAGACUGUGCAGCAGAAACAUUUUAUAAAUAAACAUUCUCGCUCUCCACACCUUGCUAAGAAUUUGUUAAGUGUCUAGUCACGUUCAAAACAUAAAAGAUAUUAACUAAAUUUUAUGAUAAUUUUAAACAUAAGAUAUUUUUCGAGUGUAAAUUACAUAUUUACAAGCAUGGCUUGAUCAGAGAAUUAAAAAGAUAUCUUCCAGUUUAAGAAGAAAUAGAAUAGAAGGAACUGUUAUGCAAGACAUUUGAUAAUAAAAGUGUAUGGUUCACUGUUCUACAGUAUGUAUCACACAGGAGAAACAUUUUUUAUUGCUUUACCCUGCAAUCUGUCAGAAAACAGUGAAAUCUUUGUGUACAAUAUUUGCGUCUACAGCAUACAGGUACUGGAAAGUGCUUCUAUCAUUCUCUGAUUGGGCAACAGGAAUGUCAACUCUGAAGAUUUGACAGGGCAUGACACGAUCAAGUCUACCAAGAAUUUUUUUUUCAAUACUUGUUGUGUUUUUUUGCAUGUUGUAAGUUUGCAUGAUUGCCCUGUGCAUCAUUCUGCCUGAAAUAAUAGAGAGAGUAGCUGUUACAGUGUUUUUAAUAAUUCAGAGCAGAUGCAGGAUAAGACAGGAAUCAUCAAUAAAUCUUGGUACAUGUACUUGUCAUAUUUCCUGUUUACUUGUAAAAUAUUUGUUAUUUCUGAAAUUUAUAAAUGCAAAAGAGAAUUAUGAGCAUUUUCUGAUAGUCAAGGGUACAUGUAUCUUAUCUCACUUACGUGUAUUAGAUGAAAUAUUAAGAAUUAUAGCAAAUAAAAUUUUUUAGACAACUCCCUGACCUAUGAAAAGCAAAGAUAUUAUUAUGUACAUGUAUGGUAACAUAAUAACAUCAUUCCAUAUAUUUCUUGUUUUGUUGUGGCUAGAAGUACUGUGUGUCAUAGAAAGAUGCAUUGUUUGAGAUUAAAAUUUCAAUUUUCCGCAA
Orbicella faveolata is the source of this 4115-nucleotide messenger RNA. RefSeq names its product protein VAC14 homolog. Gene Ontology annotation, cellular component: PAS complex; endosome membrane. Gene Ontology annotation, biological process: phosphatidylinositol biosynthetic process. The record is from RefSeq and is a predicted model, not a curated record. NCBI's taxonomy places the organism in Eukaryota, Metazoa, Cnidaria, Anthozoa, Scleractinia, Merulinidae.